AUGGAAUGUAUACUUGAAUUCAAUCCUCAACUAGCUGGUCAAGAUAUAACUCCAGCUAAUCUUGAAUUUGGAUCACUAUCAUCUCGACGUCGUGAUCGUCCAGAAAAAUCUCUAAGUGGUUUAUCGGGUCUUCAAGCUACUCAAUCUUCAUCUACUUCAGCACCUAACAGAUCAUCAUUUACAGAUGAACUAAGCUCGUCGACAAUUCACUUACAAACACUUGAUCCCUAUCAAUCAAGUGUAGAAUAUCGAUUACAAGAAUUAACCAAACGAUUAUCAACAUUGGAAACAAAAUUAAGUGAAGAUGUUUCUUUUGUACUUGCUAUUCUUCAACGUCAAUAUCCCACAAAUCAAUUAGUUUCUACUUCAUCUGCUGAAACAUUGAAAACCAAUAGCUGA
This is a messenger RNA of Rotaria socialis, 399 nucleotides long. The record is from the annotation of a GenBank genome assembly. NCBI's taxonomy places the organism in Eukaryota, Metazoa, Rotifera, Eurotatoria, Philodinida, Philodinidae.